AUGGCUGAGGUGGAUGAAGCACAGAAGAAGAAAAGGGCAUUUAAGAAGUUUACCUUCCGUGGAGUUGAUUUAGAUCAACUCCUAGACAUGCCAAUUGAACUUUUGAUGGAACUUAUGCAUGCCCGUGCUAGAAGGAGGUUUUCGAGAGGUUUGAAAAGGAAACCAAUGGCUCUUGUUAAGAAAUUAAGAAAGGUUAAAAAGAAAGCACCUCCAAAUGAAAAACCAGAAGUAGUUAAAACUCAUUUAAGAAAUAUGAUAAUAGUGCCAGAAAUGGUUGGCAGUAUUGUUGGAGUUUAUAAUGGCAAAACCUUUAAUCAAGUUGAAAUUAAGCCCGAUAUGAUUGGACAUUAUUUGGGAGAGUUCAGUGUGACGUAUAAACCUGUAAAACACGGAAGACCCGGUAUUGGUGCCACACACAGUUCUCGUUUCAUACCACUUAAAUAA
Molecule: messenger RNA, 444 nt
Organism: Pediculus humanus corporis (human body louse)
Lineage: Eukaryota; Metazoa; Arthropoda; Insecta; Psocodea; Pediculidae
Product: 40S ribosomal protein S15, putative
Exons: 4
Coding region: 1-444 (147 amino acids)
Biological process (GO): ribosomal small subunit assembly; translation
Cellular component (GO): ribosome; cytosolic small ribosomal subunit
Molecular function (GO): RNA binding; structural constituent of ribosome
Source: RefSeq, a predicted model, not a curated record